Asparagus officinalis (garden asparagus) is the source of this 1963-nucleotide messenger RNA. RefSeq names its product transcription factor MYB86-like. The transcript is spliced from 3 exons. The record is from RefSeq and is a predicted model, not a curated record. Gene Ontology annotation, biological process: regulation of stomatal movement. The coding region runs from base 385 to 1566 and encodes 393 amino acids. NCBI's taxonomy places the organism in Eukaryota, Viridiplantae, Streptophyta, Magnoliopsida, Asparagales, Asparagaceae.
UGUAGGCUUCCGAUCGAGAUCAGUAAAGUAGAGAAUUUAACUUGAUUUCCUUUACCCCAACAUGGAACAGGUAAGAGGCCAGAAGGAUAAUAAAAACUAAUUAUAAUAUAUAAUCCUAAUAACCCCACUUGAUUGAUUGUGACUUUUCCUGUGUCUUUUAUAGCUCAACCCUUCCUUCUCUUAAUUCCGUUCCUUGAUCUCUCUCUCUCUCUCUCUCUCUCCUCCAUCGUUUUCACACACAUUCCUCUCUCCCUCUCCCUCUCCCUCUCCCUCUCCCUCUCACCCAGCCCCCUCUCUUCCUCUAGCCUCAUCAACAGCUCUCCGAGAAGAAGAAGAAGAAGGAGGCGGCGGCUCGAAUACCGCAGUUGCAUUUGAGUUUAGGAUAUGGGGAGGCACUCCUGUUGCUAUAAACAGAAGCUAAGGAAGGGUCUGUGGUCUCCAGAGGAGGACGAGAAGCUCUUCAACCACAUCACCAAGUACGGCCAUGGUUGUUGGAGCUCCGUCCCUAAACAAGCAGGUCUUCAGAGGUGCGGGAAGAGCUGCAGGCUUAGGUGGAUAAACUACCUGAGGCCUGAUUUAAAGAGGGGGACGUUCUCAGAGCAGGAAGAGAACCUCAUUAUCGAACUCCAUGCCGUCCUGGGCAACAGGUGGUCUCAGAUUGCGGCGCAAUUGCCUGGAAGGACGGACAACGAAAUCAAGAACCUAUGGAAUUCCAGCAUUAAGAAGAAGCUGAGGCAGCGAGGAAUCGACCCCGUCACCCACAAACCCCUCUCCGAGACCGAGGCCCGGGAAUCCAAACUGCUUGCUGACAGCAGCGACACGGCCUCGGUUUCCGAACCAACUCCGCCGCUGAUGCCAAUCGAGAGCCCAAGAUCAAAGAAUUCAGUUACACCCACCAAAGAACUAUUUCUGGACCGCUACACGGCCGCCGCCAACAAUGGUGGCGCUGAUUCAUUGGGCUACCUCCCUCUCCCCCAGCUCACUUACAGUCCCGAAUACGGGCUCGGACCGCCGACCAACCAAAACCCGUCUCUGUGGUUCAGCCAGAACUCCAGACUUGUCGGUAUGAAUCAGGAGUUAAAUUCAACCGCGCUGCCUAGCACGGGUCCUUCCACUUCAACCUCAAAGCUGCCGGCUCAUCUCCCUUCGGACGGCUCUCCAGCAGGAUUCCAUUACUGGGAGGCCGGCAAAUCUAGCAAUAACAGCACUAGCAGCGGCAACAGUGGGAGCGGGAUUGAAUUGCAGAGCGAUACUUCUCUCUUCGACGGAGGCAUCUUUCAGUGGAUGGACCUCUGUUCGUAUAAAGAGGCUCAAUUCCAUCUUCAAGGCGAACCUGAAGACCUUAAAUGGUCAGAAUUCCUGAACAGCUCGAUUCAGGCUCCGGCAACCGUACAAAACCAAAGCCAAGCCAUCAUGUACGGCGAGAUUAAGGAGGAAAGCCAGUUCACCGUCGACGACGGGCUGAGCACUUGGCACAACUACCAACGUCGACAACACCAGCUGCAAGAUUCUGAUGUCCAUGGUAAGGAUAUCCACAAACUUACCGCCGCCUUUGAACAGGUUUAAUUUACUGAAGUCGCGUGUUACUAGUCUACUACAUGAUGAUGGUAGAUAAAAAGACAGAGGUGAAGACGAGGGAAGCUGGCAUUUUUUUUUUGAAAGUCCAAAUCGAAAUGAGGGAGGCUUCUUCUAAAGAGUUUUUAUAUAUAGGAGCAUCAUGCUAUAAACUAUGUUUCGCUCGCUCGCUCGUGUACAUGGGCGGCCUCAUGAUACACAGAACCUUCAGCUCUUCUGUCGGAUGGGACUCGCUGCAGAAUAAAGCUUCUUCAAAUGAUGUGUUUUUCUUCUCCUUUUUUCCCCCCCAUUACCCUUUUCAUUUAUUUGUAACUUAAAAGAUUGCCAUUAUCUUGUAAUCAAUCACAGUCGUUCCCCUUUUUCCUUUACUUUCCUUUUUUUUUCCUUC